Molecule: messenger RNA, 2084 nt
Organism: Theobroma umbraticum
Lineage: Eukaryota; Viridiplantae; Streptophyta; Magnoliopsida; Malvales; Malvaceae
Source: RefSeq, a predicted model, not a curated record
AAAUAUAUACCUUUGAUAGGUUCAGCUUUCAGUUCUCAUCCAUCCCCAGCUAUGCUAAACAUGGCUCACUCUUUCGUUGGCUUCUUUUUGUUCUUUGCUCUCUUGGUUGGCCAUGGAGUUGUGGAACUUGAGGCUUCACACCAUGUUUACAAGAACCUUCAAACUGACCAAUCUACUGCAUCUGCAAAUCAGCCUUACAGAACUGGCUAUCAUUUUCAGCCUCCCAAGAAUUGGAUAAAUGAUCCUAAUGGACCUAUGGUUUACAAGGGACUUUACCACCUGUUCUACCAAUACAAUCCAAAAGGUGCUGUCUGGGGCAACAUUGUCUGGGCUCACUCUACAUCAAAAGAUCUUGUGAAUUGGACCCCCCAUGAUCCUGCCAUCUAUCCAUCCCAUCCAUCUGACGUCAAUGGUUGCUGGUCUGGUUCAGCCACAAUCCUCCCUGGUGGCAAGCCAGCUAUUCUGUAUACUGGAAUUGACCCCCAAGACAAGCAAGUCCAGAAUCUGGCCGUGCCCAGGAAUUUAUCCGACCCUUACCUCAGGGACUGGAUUAAGUCACCAAAAAAUCCUUUAAUGCAACCCACUGGUCAGAAUCAGAUUAAUGCAAGUUCAUUCAGAGAUCCAACCACAGCCUGGUUAGGCCCUGACAAGAAAUGGAGGGUGAUCAUUGGAAGCAAAAUUCAUCGCCAGGGCCUUGCUAUCCUUUACAAAAGCGAAGAUUUUGUCCACUGGAUUCAAGCCCAAAGCCCUCUGCAUUCUGCUAAGGACACUGGAAUGUGGGAAUGCCCUGACUUUUUCCCUGUUUCAGUUCGUGGCCAAAAUGGUGUUGAUACUUCUGUUAAUGGUCCUUUUGUCAAGCAUGUGCUUAAGGUCAGCUUAGAUGAUACCAAGCAUGAAUAUUAUACUCUUGGCUCAUAUGAUAUUGUCAAGGACAUCUAUACACCUGACAAGGGAUCUGUGGAGAGUGAUUCAGGCUUGAGAUAUGAUUAUGGCAAAUUUUAUGCUUCCAAGACUUUCUUUGACACUGACAAGCACCGGAGAAUCUUAUGGGGUUGGAUUAAUGAAUCAUCAAGUGUCCAUGAUGAUGUUAAGAAAGGAUGGGCAGGAGUUCAGGCAAUUCCUAGGAAACUUUGGCUGUCCAAAACUGGAAAACAAUUGGUACAAUGGCCAAUAGUAGAAAUACAGAAGCUACGUUCAAACCACAUGCGCUUGCCUAGCAAAUUGGUCAAGGGAGGAUCAGUAAUUGAACUUUCCGGUGUCACUGCUGCACAGGCAGAUGUUGAAAUCUCAUUUAAGGUAACUGACUUUGAGAAAGCUGAAGUGUUGAAACCAAGCUGGACCAACCCACAGCUCCUAUGCAGCCAAAAGGGUGCGUCAGUUGAAGGUGGUCUUGGUCCAUUCGGGUUGCUGGUUUUGGCUUCAGAGGGCCUAAAGGAGAACACGGCGGUGUUCUUCAGAAUAUUCAAAGGCCAGAACAAAUAUGUGGUGCUAAUGUGCAGCGACCAAAGCAGGUCCUCCCUAAACGAAGAUAACGACAAGACCACAUAUGGGGCUUUCCUGGAUGUGGACCCUAAGCAUCAAUACUUGUCAUUGAGGAGCUUGAUAGAUCAUUCCAUAGUGGAGAGCUUUGGUGGAGGUGGCAAAGCUUGCAUCACAGCUAGAGUUUAUCCCACCUUGGCAAUUAACAACGCUGCCCACUUGUACGUUUUCAAUAAUGGGAGUGAGGCCGUGAAGAUUGCAGAGUUGAAUGCUUGGAGCAUGAAGAAAGCCAAACUCAAUUUGAAAGAUUAGGUCAAAAGAUACGGAGGAUGAAGAUCUGAGAAUAGCAAACGACAUUUUAAUCAUGGAUUCAUUGUUGCAAAUAAAAAGAUAGCUAGAGAGAAACCCAUUUAUGUUAUCCCAAACAAACCAUUUCUACUUUUAACUAUAUAUAUAUAUAUAUGUUAUUCGCUUCAUAUUUUUAUUAUUACCCUUUUUUUUUUUGCUCAAUUUUUAUGAUUACCAUAUACUAUAUGCUAUAGAUUCAAUUAAGCUUUGUAUUUCAUCUCUUAGUAUAAUGAAGUAAAACUAAUAAUUCCACCGUA